Filobasidium floriforme is the source of this 1024-nucleotide messenger RNA. RefSeq lists its product as uncharacterized. The coding region runs from base 309 to 926 and encodes 205 amino acids. Lineage: Eukaryota; Fungi; Basidiomycota; Tremellomycetes; Filobasidiales; Filobasidiaceae. The record is from RefSeq and is a predicted model, not a curated record. The transcript has a single exon.
GACCUGAGGCAUCCAGUAGUUGGACUUGUCCCCCUGAACGCCGACCGUACUACAGCUCCCGGAUCGUGCCGCAUCAAAGCUAUAAGCCGCUCGGAAGUUGCUUCCUCCAAUCACCCGGUGCAUAUGCGUCCCCUGCGCAUUAGGGUUGACGAUCGGGUCGAGCUGUUCGGUGACGAGCGUGUAGACUUCGUCGAAAUGCCAUCCACCUGAAGGGACGGCAGCGGUCACCGGGGUUGCGAGCCUCGCCAGGAGAAGCAGGACGGCCGAGGAAGUGAGGUAUUGGAGGAACAUGUCGAACGUUCCUUUCGAUGAUCGAGGUGUGUUUCGCGAGAGUGGUAUGGACACUGGCUAGCAGUGUACUGGUGUUGAUUAUCAGGAAAACGAGUGGUGGUUAUCCAAAGGAAUGUGUAAGGUCGUCAAUAGCCCAGCUAUUAUACCCGUUUGACCUCAAGCUCUGCGUUCAGAGUGGAGUCGGCAAGAUCGAUCGACGUCCAGUGUUCAGUGGCGAAACAACAAGAGAGGGAAAGGAUUGGCGUUUGUGGAGAUCGUGCAUGUCCAGAUGCAGGACCGAAAGACUUGUCAGGGCCGAUGGAUCGACCUGGGUAGAUAUAGGGAUCAAGCUAGCGUCCCCUGAGCGCCCUCUUGCCUGCUACCGCUUGCCCCUUGCAUCUUCCCUGCUAUCGGAUCGUUUGUUUUGUUUGUUGUUGGAUGUUGAUCGCCCCCGUGCCCCUGCAGCCUUCUUCGCCACGUGUCACGUGGCUUUCUUCUCUCGGUGGAGGUUCAUUCUACGCCCCUCGAUUCCCACCGCAACUGGCAACCCUUGGCACAACAGCUUCCUGGAAGAGCCAGACAUCACAACAAUCGUAGCGAGCGAGAGGAGCAGUGGUGCCUGUAUCAGGACAAAGAAGGGGACUCUCCAUCGGUGAUGAAGUAUACACAAAUCGCCGUCGCCCGUUCCUCGGAAUGUGGACGUGGAAUGUCGAAUGGAGCGGUUGAUCGCCGUUCAUAUCGACAUGACACAUUG